Gorilla gorilla gorilla (western lowland gorilla) is the source of this 2760-nucleotide messenger RNA. It is a transcript of the gene LETM2, whose product is annotated as leucine zipper and EF-hand containing transmembrane protein 2. Gene Ontology annotation, biological process: intracellular monoatomic cation homeostasis. The transcript has 11 exons. NCBI's taxonomy places the organism in Eukaryota, Metazoa, Chordata, Mammalia, Primates, Hominidae. Gene Ontology annotation, molecular function: ribosome binding. The record is from RefSeq and is a predicted model, not a curated record. Bases 1016 to 2491 code for a protein of 491 amino acids. Gene Ontology annotation, cellular component: mitochondrial inner membrane.
GGAGGACCUAGGCGGCCGUUCCGCGGAGCCCGGCCGAGGAGGUAGGGGUGGGCAGGCCCAGCCCUCAGGCCGCGACCUGGUGGGCCGCGCUGCCUCUUUUUCCUCCGGAUCCCGCUCGGUCCGCAUCCUGCUCCUCUCAUCAGAGCACGAUCCAGGCUUCUGACAGCUUCCAGUUCCCACCGCGCUCUCCUCCGCCCACGACCUCAUCCCCGCCAGUUCCCCAGCACAGCGCGAACUCUGAAGCUCGGCCUCUCCUCCCCCUUCCCCGCACAGCGCGCUCCGUCCUUUUUUCCGUCCCAGGCCCUGCUUCUUUCUCCUCGGCUUCAUUUCCAACAACCCCGAUCAUCCACGAGGGUCGUCGUUCCCGUGCCUGUCCCACCUCCGCACCAGAAAACCGAAGCAUAUCCCCCAGACCCCGCCGCAUGCAGGCCGCGCACACAUCAGGCGCGCCGAAGCCGCCGGGCGAGGAAGCCGAGGGCGCGUUUUGCUCCCGUGUGGUGAUGGGCAAAGCCGAGGGAGCCCGGGAGCAGCGGGCGUGGGGCGGCGCCAAUGCAAGUGCGAGUGGUGUCCGCCGCCCGGGAGCGCCCGGGCCCGAGCGGAUUAACCGCCGCCUCAGGUGUCGUCUCCUGCCCGCGAAACACCACCCACCGUUAGUGUGGGUCCACAGGUUUCGAGCCCCUGUUGAAAAUGUCAGCUCUGUGGCUAAGGUUUCUAUUCAGGAGAGCUCCUGGAACUCUUUUCCCAACCACAAGAGAGCUAAGCUGCCAUUGGGAGAUGCCAGCUCUUCUGCCGUUCCUCGCGGCCCUUAGCAGAAAAGCGCCCCUGGAUGGAGAAGGGUUUUGGUGAAGGUUAUUUACAGGUUCAAAGCUCAGUUUGGGCUCUGGAGAAAUCACUAGCAAGGGAAACAGUUUUACCUCCACUUGAGCGAUUAGUAGGUUGCAUGUCUACCUUCAUCCACUGCUACAUAAAUUAGAUUAGUGGGUCCCUAUGUUAACUACUUGAGACAAAAAUAAAUAUGGCCUUCUACAGUUAUAAUUCAGUUCUGGCUAUUGCUCGAACAAGAUUCCCUAGCCAUUUUGUCCAUCCUACCUGCUCUUCUUAUUCCCCAUCAUGUGCAUUUCUUCACUUGCCAGAUUCCCAUUUAAAUAAGACAUGUAUGAAGAACUAUGAGAGCAAGAAGUACUCGGAUCCUAGUCAGCUAGGCAAUACAGUACUUCACCCAGGAACUAGACUAAUACAAAAGCUACACACAUCCACUUGCUGGCUGCAAGAAGUUCCUGGCAAACCUCAGCUGGAGCAAGCCACAAAACAUCCACAGGUGACAAGCCCUCAGGCCACAAAAGAAACUGGCACGAAGAUUAGAGAAGGCAAACAAUCUUAUAGACAAAAAAUCAUGGAUGAACUAAAAUAUUAUUACAAUGGAUUCUACUUACUUUGGAUUGACGCCAAAGUUGCUGCCAGAAUGGUUUGGAGGCUGUUGCAUGGACAGGUCCUGACCAGACGAGACAGACGAAGGCUGUUGAGAACUUGUGUUGAUUUCUUCCGCCUGGUUCCAUUUAUGGUGUUCAUAAUUGUACCCUUCAUGGAAUUCUUAUUACCAGUGUUUCUGAAACUCUUCCCAGAGAUGUUGCCAUCAACUUUUGAAAGUGAAUCCAAAAAGGAAGAAAAACAGAAAAAGAAAAUGGCUGUAAAGUUGGAACUAGCAAAAUUUCUUCAAGAAACCAUGACAGAAAUGGCAAGGAGGAACAGAGCCAAGAUGGGCGAUGCCUCUACACAGCUCUCAUCCUACGUGAAGCAGGUCCAGACAGGCCACAAGCCCAGCACAAAGGAGAUAGUUUGCUUCUCCAAACUAUUUGAGGACCAGCUGGCCCUGGAACACUUAGAUCGCCCUCAGCUGGUUGCCCUUUGCAAACUGCUGGAAUUGCAGACAUUUGGAACCAACAACCUGCUCCGCUUUCAGCUCCUGAUGAAACUGAAGUCUAUAAAAGCAGAUGAUGAAAUAAUUGCCAAGGAAGGGGUGAAAGCAUUGAGUGUAUCAGAACUACAGGCUGCCUGUAGGGCCCGAGGGAUGAGAUCACUGGGUCUCACGGAGGAACAACUGCGACAACAGCUCACGGAGUGGCAGGACCUCCACCUGAAGGAGAACGUCCCUCCUUCCCUUUUGCUCCUGUCCCGCACCUUCUACCUGAUAGAUGUGAAGCCCAAGCCGAUUGAGAUACCACUCAGUGGGGAGGCUCCAAAGACUGAUAUUCUUGUGGAAUUACCUACUUUCACUGCAUCUAAAGAGAAAAUGGUGGAUCCUGCACCUCAACUGAAGGGAACUAAGGAUGAAGACUUUAUACAGCCGCCACCAGUUACAUCAUCACCCAUAACACCAUCAACACCUAUUUCAUUACCUAAAGGACCCAUCACUUCUUCUAAAGAACCUACACUCCAGGCCAAAUCACAAAUGACGGCCCAGAACAGCAAGGCUAGUUCAAAAGGAGCAUAAAGGACUACUUGAGGAUGGAGCUCACUCUCUUCAGCUUCCGGCCCUCAACAGUGGCAUCUGUAAAGGACCUCCCAGAUAAGACUGUCUGGCUUCAGAGAGCGGAUCAGCCGUUUAGCCGUGGGGCAGUCCUUUGAGGCCUGUUAACCAUUGCAGGUGAUGUGGGUAGUGAGGCCAAGUUCAGACCACUUAGAAAAAUAUAAUUGCAAAGUCCCAUUUCCUCUGUACCAUUGUCACCCCACUCAACUUUGUAUAAAGCCCACCCCCCAUCA